AUGGGAAUGUUCUCUCUUCAGUCACUCCUCCUGGUGAUGACUAUACUGGUUCUCACAGCAACCUAUGAAGCAGCAAAACCUACACCGUGGCCUAAAUACCAGUAUACUAAGAAGCCCCCUCGUGAGGUGGUCCAGACCACUACGCGGAAAGGCCAGCACACGACCACGGUAAAGGUUGUGAGCUAUACCAAGGCAGUGAACCCCUUAUCUUUGGACGUCACAGAGAGCACCACUGUUCCAAAUGACAGUUUCUUAGACUACCGUAUGGAUGGCACACCGCCCUCUAAUGGAGUGCUGGAUAACUAUACACUGGAUUAUAAUGAAUGCUACUUUAACUUCUGUGAGUGCUGCCCCCCCGAGAGAGGUCCACAAGGGCUGAAGGGAGAACGAGGACUGCCAGGACCCCCUGGGGCUAAGGGAGAGCAGGGAUUCAGAGGACCUCCUGGACCUCCAGGACUGAGUGGAAUCAUGGGCUUUAAAGGGGACAGAGGGGAGAAAGGUGAAAAAGGAGGCAGUGGGUCGGCAGGAUCUUCAGGCAUUCCAGGGAAACCUGGUGGGAAAGGUGAAAUAGGCUCCAAAGGUGAAAAGGGUGAAGUUGGUUUUCCAGGAUUCAAGGGUGAUAAAGGUGAAAAGGGAGAGCUUGGUGAGAAUGGCACAAAAGGCGAAAGAGGAGAUCCAGGGAAAGAGGGACCACUAGGACCCCCGGGCAUAGCUGGAGAGAAAGGUGACAAAGGGGAUAAGGGAGAGUGCGGAUUUUUUGGAGAAAGAGGACCGAAAGGUGAGCCAGGAGAUCCAGGGCCACCAGGCACACGGGGAGACUCAGGCCCCCCUGGGCUACAUGGCUUGCAUGGAACCCCAGGCCUGCCUGGUGAACGAGGUGACCCUGGAAUCCCUGGAGCCCAAGGUGAAACGGGGCCACAAGGCCCUCCUGGACCUAAGGGCAUGAGGGGUAUGAGAGGACCCAAGGGUGACAGGGGCACGCCGGGGAAGCGUGGGGACCGAGGCCCUCGUGGGAUGAAAGGAGCGGUGGGUCCGUGUGAGGCUCGUCUGCGUUCAGCAUUCAGCGUGGGCUUAUUCCCCAGCAAGUCCUUCCCUUCAUCUGGGUCCCCAGUGCGCUUUGACAAGGUCUUCUACAAUGGAGAGAACCACUAUGACCUAGCUGCCAGCAAGUUUAACUGCACCUACCCAGGGGUCUAUGUGUUUUCCUACCAGAUCACGGUGAGGAACCGGCCCUUGCGUGCCGCCCUUGUGGUGAACGGGGUACGUCGCCUUCGCUCGAGGGACACGCUGUAUGGCCAGGAUAUCGACCAAGCCUCCAAUUUAGUGCUCCUGAGGCUGGCAGCUGGAGACCAGGUUUGGGUGGAGACACUAAGGGACUGGAAUGGUGUCUACUCCAGCAGCGAGGAUGACAGUACCUUCUCUGGGUUUCUGCUCUAUGCUGACUGA
Molecule: messenger RNA, 1446 nt
Organism: Chanos chanos (milkfish)
Lineage: Eukaryota; Metazoa; Chordata; Actinopteri; Gonorynchiformes; Chanidae
Gene: otol1b
Product: otolin 1b
Exons: 4
Coding region: 1-1446 (481 amino acids)
Molecular function (GO): protein binding
Source: RefSeq, a predicted model, not a curated record